Messenger RNA from Adineta steineri, 1149 nucleotides. The record is from the annotation of a GenBank genome assembly. Lineage: Eukaryota; Metazoa; Rotifera; Eurotatoria; Adinetida; Adinetidae.
AUGCCUGGACUUUUCAUGCUAAUUCAUUCUCCAGCAUUAUUUCUUCGCGUUGCUAUCAACAUAGCUACGAGUACUGUUGGAGUUUCGGUGAUUGCUUCUACUAUUGCAGUGGGUGUUGUCGUAUCAAAACUACCAGCUCAAUCUGGAGCAAAUCCCUUCAGUCAAACUACAAUAAUAGUUCAAUCAUCAUCAACACUUGCAUUUAAUCGUAUAAUUCAAUCAUAUGAACAGCAACAUUAUUAUAAUACGACAGCAACACUAUUAGACUUGGUGGAUGCAUUAAAUAAAUACUUAGGACAACGAUUUCCGAAUCAAUUCAUUAAAGCUGUUAUUUCGGGAUUUUCGUUAAAUCCUCAAAAUAUUACUAGUCGUCGAAGAAGAAGACGACAAAUCUGGUGUUGUCCUCACAAUGGUCACUCUCACGACGAUCACUCUCACGAAGAUUGCUGGAUAUGUACUACGGCAUCUACCACCCCGAAGACUACCCAAGAAGCAGCCUCAACAACGUCGAUGAAUGUAAUUGGGUGGACAGGUGACAUCGACCCUACAGGUAGCACAGGUACUCCACAACCUACACAAUCAUCCGCAUCAACUUUUACUAUCACAUCAUCAGCAAUGUCAUACUCUUCUGAACCAUCAACUCGAGAUUCUUCCACUUCUUCAUCGGUAUCUCUUACUACUACACAACCAACGACUUCUAACAGCAACAAUAACAGCAGUUGUAAUAUUGCGACGUAUGACAACGGCAGUAAUCGAACAUCAGUUAUUUACCUAAAUGGUACACUUUAUUUCAAUACUACAAAAGACAGUACGAUUGAUCCUAAUAAGAUUAAGGCUGCAUUGGCAUUAUUCAGUCCAGUUAUUGCUUUAGCUGAUCAGUGUGUAAAUAAAAGUUCCAGCCAAAGUACCUUUAAUUCAGCAUUGUCCACUGUUGCGGACCCAACUGAAGUAGUCGGUGGUACAUCAUUUUUAGCUAACGCUAAUACCAUUCCUACAUAUUUGAUAACUGCAGCGAAUAACGUUUCUUCUCCAACCGAGGCACCGAGCUACAAUACAACAGUAACGGUUGCACCAUCAACAUUGACAUCUACAACGACAACAUCUACAACUACAACCGCCACAGAAUCAACUACUCCUCUCGUUGGUUAA